AUGAGAAGAGCAAAAAAUGGGAGACUCAAUCGCGAUAUUUUGGAAGUACGGGGUCUUGACGGUGUCUAUCUGCCUUUGUGCCUAACUUCAGCAAGACAAGAAUAUGUUGAACACAUCUGCACUUCGUCGGGCAGUUAUCUGGCCUCUUACGAGUCUAUCGCAAUCUCUUCACCCGGCAGCUAUGCGAUAGCCUGUGUUGGCGGUGCAAAUUGUUUUCCUUACCUCAAUAAUUACUGUAAACGAGGAGUGGCGGCUAGAUGCAGCAAAGAUUAUGUAGAUAAACGUAAAAUAUACUUCACAUCGGGUUAUAGAGGAGGAUCUCAGUGGUUAUGGGAGGAUGACACACCAAUAGACUUUCCUGUUUAUGGCCACGGAAGAUGCUUAGCUGUUGUUGGUGGCGAGUUCCGUGCCGUCGAAUGUGAAUCACCCGGUAUUGCACUGUGCGAAGUGCCACGAGAAUGUAUUUAUCAUGAAGAAUAUUAUGGGAGGAAGAAUACUACCAAGGAUGGAUUGCCAUGCAUGAAAUGGAAUGAUCCAUCUGUCUUGUAUUAUGGUGAUGCUAUAGCUGGUCAAGCCACAUGGAACCAUAAUUUCUGCAGAAUGCUGGAAGACGAAGACACUCCAAGCUGUUUUUCAUCGCCUACGAUACGAAAUCCAUGUAUGAUUCCAGACUGUCCCGAUUCAUCUAGCAGACUUGAGCUAAAAGCUGACCUAUCUUCAAAAUGUGGACCAGCGUUCUUUGCUUGCCGAGACUCGGGCAAAUGUUUACCGGACGAUUUUCGCUGCGAUUUUGAACCCGACUGCAGUGAUGCCAGUGAUGAGGAAGACUGUGAAGAUUACCUCAAGAACUUUGAGUUGGUUGGAACACUAAAAAUCGCAGAUAAAAUCACAGAAAUCUGGACAUACAUACCACAUGUGCAAGGGGUAUAG
Messenger RNA from Cylicocyclus nassatus, 930 nucleotides. NCBI's taxonomy places the organism in Eukaryota, Metazoa, Nematoda, Chromadorea, Rhabditida, Strongylidae. The record is from the annotation of a GenBank genome assembly.